UCAUAACAUCAUCAUUGUUAGCACUCUAGAGAAUACACAUUCAACUAUGGCUACACUUAUUUCUCCCAGUAACCACUCUCCCCAUGAAGAUGCUGAAGCUCUCCGAAAGGCUUUCGAAGGAUGGGGGACUGAUGAGAACACUGUCAUAGUAAUACUGGGUCAUAGAAAUGUUCAUCAGAGGCAGCAAAUCAGAAGAGCUUAUGAAGAAAUUUACCAGGAGGAUCUUGUCAAACGCAUGGAAUCUGAGCUCAAAGGAGACUUUGAGAAAGCUGUGUACCGCUGGAAUCUGGAACCUGCAGAUCGUGAUGCUGUUUUGGCCAAUGUUGCCAUCAAGAGUGGUAAAAACUACCAUGUCAUUGUUGAAAUUUCCUGUGUCCUCUCCCCUGAGGAGCUCUUUGCUGUGAGGCGUGCUUAUCUCAAUCGCUACAAGCGCUCCUUGGAAGAAGAUGUGGCAUCUCAUACCUCUGGCCCUAUCCGCCAGCUUUUGGUGGGGCUAGUGACCUCAUUCAGGUAUGUUGGUGAUGAGAUCAAUGCAAAAUUGGCACAAACUGAAGCUGAAAUUCUUCAUGAGGCUGUGAAAGAGAAGAAAGGCAGCAUUGAAGAGUCCAUCAGGAUCUUGACUACAAGGAGCAAGACUCAACUUAUUGCAACUUUCAAUCGCUACAGAGAGAUCCAUGGUACUUCCAUUACUAAGAAACUGUUGGAUGAAGGAUCUGAUGACUUUCAGAAGGCAUUGUACACAGCCAUUCGUUGCUUCAAUGACCAUAUUAAGUACUAUGAAAAGGUGCUGCGUGAUGGAAUCAAAAAGCUUGGAACUGAUGAGGAUGCACUCACCCGUGUGAUUGUGAGUAGGGCUGAGAGGGACCUGAAGGUCAUCGCUGAUGUUUAUUACAAGAGAAACAGUGUUCUUCUUGAGCAUGCUAUUGCCAAGGAAACCUCAGGGGACUACAAGAAGUUCCUUCUCACUCUGUUGGGCAAAGAAGAUUAAAAUUCUUCUCUGAUGGCAUUUGUGAUUUUGAGUUCAGAACAUCAAUUUAUAUUGGUGUCUGAUGGUAUUAUCCCAGUUGGUUUUCCUUGUUGAGUCUGUUUUGAGUUUUCCUUGCUUUAUCCUUUGUUAUGUUUGCUGUAUGACAACUUGAAGUUUAUCUUAUAGUUACUAUGAUAGCUUUUUGGUGGCUGUUAUUGAUGGUUCAUUUUGAACUUGAAUCCU
Molecule: messenger RNA, 1210 nt
Organism: Gastrolobium bilobum
Lineage: Eukaryota; Viridiplantae; Streptophyta; Magnoliopsida; Fabales; Fabaceae
Product: annexin-like protein RJ4
Exons: 6
Coding region: 47-988 (313 amino acids)
Cellular component (GO): cytoplasm
Molecular function (GO): calcium ion binding; calcium-dependent phospholipid binding
Source: RefSeq, a predicted model, not a curated record